Messenger RNA from Vitrella brassicaformis, 1261 nucleotides. Lineage: Eukaryota; Vitrellaceae. The record is from the annotation of a GenBank genome assembly.
CGGGAACUUCGGCCUUUUCUGGUGCAGAAUCAAGCCACACGCGCUGUGCCAGACCGCAUUGCCAACACGCAAUGAGCCCGCGGAUCAUCCGCUCUCCGCUGCGUUGACCGCCAGCCAUUCGGGAAAAAAGCAGCCGCGAGGCGUCCACACGUCGUCGUUAUCGGCCCUCUCUCCCUCCCUCCCUCUGUCUGUCUGUCCGUCGGUCUGUCGGUCGUUUACAUGAUGACCCGGAGCACCAGGAAGGGCGAUGAGCAGUACGACCACCUGGUGAAGCUGCUGCUGCUGGGCGACAGUGCCGUGGGCAAGAGCAGCCUGCUCAUGCGCUUCUGCGAGGACAAAUUCACCCCGCAGUUCGUUCUCACCAUCGGCGUCGACUUCAAGACCAAAACAGUCGCAUGUGGCGGCAAGAGACUCAAGCUACAGGUCUGUGCGUCUGUGCGUCUGUGCGUGUUGGUGUGGGUGUGGGAGGCCGGGAGGGAGGGAGAGAGUCACACGCACAUCACACGCACUUGCAGAAUGCACGCACAACCGUCUGUAUCUCCCUCCUUUGCAAUGUGUUUGUUUGUCCCUUGUAUGUGUGUGUAUGUGGGUCUGUCGGCAGGUGUGGGAUACAGCGGGUCAGGAGAGGUUUCGCACCAUCACGCCAGCCUACUACCGCAGCGCCAUGGGCGUCAUCCUCACAUACGAUAUCACCUCGAUGGAAACCUUCAACAACAUCAGGUCGGUCUGCCCGUAGCUAAGCCAGCCGCUGCAUGGAUGGAUGGAUGGAUGGAUGAAUGGAUGGAUGGAUGGAUGUGGAGCACAAGAGACCCUCCCUCCCUCCCUCCCUCUCUCCCUCCCUCCCUCCCUCCCUCGUGUCGUGCACAGGUACUGGAUGAAGAACCUGGAGGAUUAUGCGGACAAGAACGUGCAGAAGGUGCUGAUUGGCAACAAGUGCGACCUCGAGGGCGACAGGCAGGUGCCCACACAGCGGGGCCGCGACCUCGCAGCCGAGUACCACAUCCCCUUCUUCGAGACCAGCGCCAAGAGCAACAGCAACGUCGAGGCCUCAUUCAUGUGUAUCAGCGACCUCAUCCGGGCGUCGCGGUUCCCGGACGACGGCGAGAUGGCGGGGGGUGGCAGCCACGGCAUCAGGGUCACGCAGCAGCCCGACCAGCAGCAGAAGAAAAAGUGCUGUGGAUAGAUAGAGCUCAUCCAUAUGGAUGCUGCAUGUGUGGCGGCUUGUUUGUCGGUCUUUUGCCGCCCAUUGUUUUGCUACGGG